CCGAAACUUUAGUCAGUGCCAGCAUUUCAGCUUGUUCAGAGAUUGGCUUGUACGUUCGCUGUUCUCAGUCGGAAGAACCCAGGAUACGGAAGAAAGUGUGAGAAGACCAACGAAAGGAACAGUCUUUCACCUAUCACCACCCUACGGGAAUUCAAAGGAAACUGCGUAGUUGAUGCCCACAGUAGGAUAGCGAGAUCCUAUCAUCCAAUCCAACUGCCAAUAAAGUGUAUUAUCGGAAGCCUCAGUAGCUCCAAAGUGCCGGUAUUCGUUGAUAACAUACAUAGGUUAUUCAACUCCAAAGUGCGUAUUAUAAUAAGUGUGUUCAGAGGAAAAGUACAAAGUUAUUUUCUACUGAAACUUGUACCUGAUAAACGAGAAAAACAAAAGCAUCAUCAUGUCAGCAUCACCAAUCGCCCGGCAGGCCUGCAGCCAAAUGCAAGCCAUCCCAACGAAGAGAAUUCUGAUCCACGAUGCCUCGGAACUGCCGGACCUCUACUCGUCCACACCCGGAGGCACCAUGUACUCUACUACUCCAGGAGGUACCCGCAUCGUCUACGAGAGGGCCUUCAUGAUGAAUCUGAAAAAUUCACCACUAUCGCGCACCCCGCCGACUAAUCUGCACAAUCUACCUCACAACAUCCUGCGGAACAGUCCCGGCAAGGCACCGGUGGCCACCAAUCUGAUGAAACCAAAGCCCCAGACGACCCAGGUCCAGCACUCACCGCCCAAGUUCGAUGAACACCAGGAACAGUUCGACAUGGAGAUCUAAGGUUUCCUCCGAGAACUUCCAGCUUUCUUUCUUGUUGAUGAUGGAGAUCAUUAGGCAUACGUUCUCUACGUAUCGCGAUUAUCGGGAGAGCAGCCACGUUUAUUAUAAACUUUAUAAGUUUAUCCCCUAAUCUUAAAAACACUUUAGUCGUUUGUAAGUCUUUUUUAUUGCUUAGGAAGGAAGCUGCUUUGCAAACGUGCGGCCUCCGCCUUUUUGAGAUGGCAGAUAUUAGCGAGACCAAACAUAAAAUCUGUGGGCAUUCAACGAAAAAAAAGUAUCUUUAAUGUUUUAGAGGAAAAAAAAGUUCAGUUCAAAGACUGUCAAACUUUAACUAAAAUUAUGCAAAACAUCUUAAACCAUAAUACAAUCAUAGGCAGCAAAUGUUAAGAAAAACCCCAAUCAAUCAGGAAACUAAAUCCGGAUGGAACCCUCAUCUACGUGGUUCUCAUCGAAUUCAGAGUGUUUAUCAGAUUGUCGAAUGUUCUUAAAGUUAGAAGAAACCACUCCAACGACGUUUUGCAUAGUGCUUCGUUAUUGAAAUAAUUUUUAAUUUUAAACCACAAAAAAAAUCAAAACGAAACAUGUCAACUGCUUCUCGGUGGUCGAGAAAAGUUGCCCCUCAUUUUGGAUGUUAUUUAACUGUUUUUUUUUCGCGCGGUCGAUAUGUGAUAUUGAUAUAUGUAUGGAUAAACUUGCACCAUUCAAGCGAUCCGUUUUGAUUUUUUGUGUAAGGUUAGGUGUUUCAAAUAUAAUUUUUUGCUUAAUUUAAGUGAAGACAUGUAAACCAUUUUAGUAUCAUCGGAUAGAAAAGCAAAAAUUUGUUUUGGACUUAGUAACUAUUUCACUAAAUGAAAAACAUGUUUUGGUAGCAAAAAUCAAGCAUAAUUGUUGUAGAGCUUCGCUGUAGAUGUAAUUUAACUCUAAUGUUGUUAUCAUCAGGAAUUUUCUUCGUAACGCAGGAGAGAUGAUUGAAUAUUUUAUUGUCGCAUGAAGCGAUAAUAUUGAUAACCCUUUAUAAAUAUCUUUGAAGAAUUCAAUACCAGGCUAAACAGUAGUAGAUGAUGAUAAAGAUCAUGACGUUGAAUCUAAUUCGAUAACUUCUGCUAUGAAAUGAUAUUUUGAGUAUAAUAAUAACAAAUACAUAAAUAAUGAAUCAAAUGAAAAUUUAA
Uranotaenia lowii is the source of this 1938-nucleotide messenger RNA. It is a transcript of the gene Thor, whose product is annotated as eukaryotic translation initiation factor 4E-binding protein. Gene Ontology annotation, cellular component: cytoplasm. Gene Ontology annotation, biological process: negative regulation of translational initiation. Lineage: Eukaryota; Metazoa; Arthropoda; Insecta; Diptera; Culicidae. The transcript is spliced from 2 exons. Bases 395 to 769 code for a protein of 124 amino acids. Gene Ontology annotation, molecular function: eukaryotic initiation factor 4E binding. The record is from RefSeq and is a predicted model, not a curated record.